Messenger RNA from Adineta ricciae, 1260 nucleotides. NCBI's taxonomy places the organism in Eukaryota, Metazoa, Rotifera, Eurotatoria, Adinetida, Adinetidae. The record is from the annotation of a GenBank genome assembly.
AUGCUUCGAAAUAUCGCUGCCUACUUUAUUCUCCUCCUUCUCAGUUACACAGGUUUUCAAGUCAAUUCACAAAUAUGUCAAGAUGUUGCUCAAUACGGUCGAUGUUCUGCAAACAGUGCCUGUGGCUGUUUUCAUAUGGUAAAUGUUAUUGAUACAGGCAUUUGCGGAUUUCUCUGGACGAACUGCGCGCAACUAACAGCAUGCAGUUCUCUCGAUAAUGCAUGCCAUCAACCUGAUACUGUUUGUGUCCAACAUCCACGUUGUCAAAGUCUCCCGCUUUGCUAUCCAGUCUCUAUGAUUGAUCAACGUAUCUGUCCAUCAUUAACAAUAAACAAUACAGCGACUAUCAUUUCAACCACUACGACUACAACAACAACAACAGCGAUGAUGACGACGACAGUUCCACAACCAAUUUGUAUGAAUUCAAAUUUGCUUACAUUUGAAAAUAGAUCUAGCUAUAGUCAAGUUCCCGAUGGGUACUACGGAUUGAAUUGGAUGAAUGCUUUCACAGUCACCACACCAAACAGUUUACAUUCUGCUCAUACUACGUCCAUUUUCAAUGGUACCUCGAACACAUGGGCACUAUCUAAUAUGAAUGGCAGUUCAAUGACUAUUCGAUCGGCUUCAUCAAACUUAUUUAAUAUCGAAUCAUUCACUGUCGCGACUGUAUGGGAUGAUGAUGUCACGUUAUCAAUGGUUUCACAACGUGAUUCUGCUUAUUACAAAGAAGCGUCGUUUAAAAUAGGAAGAUUUGCUUCUACUAAAGUUGAACUAAAUUGGUUCAAUAUAAAUGCAAUUACACUUUAUGCAUAUCGAACUGAGAGUAAAGAAGCAUCUGUUUUUGUGAUGAAUAACUUAUGUGUUGAUAUAAAUACAAACACGACUUUAUCAACAACAACCACAACCACCACUACAUCAGUGCCUACAAGUGUCAAUCAAUGUUCAUCGAAUGAGCUUUUCUAUGAAAAUCGUUGUCAUUAUUUGGAUGGUACCAAUGGUACAUGUAACCAUGGUUAUAGUCUUGGCUCAGAAACACUUCUAUCACGUGUCGCCGAAUUGUUUAUUGGUCUCAGCUAUAAGAGAAGAAUUUCUAGCGUCUGUUGUAUCUUAACGUCCGAGAAAGUUGCAAAUUAUGGUUUUGGUUUACAUCAAUGUAAUAAACCAGGACCGUUUUUGAUGGCACCUGCAUUGCAUGAGGGUGGAUGUCGAAACUAUACGAAAACUCCCGACAAUCAAUUGACAUUUUGUGUGAGCAACUAA